AUGGCCGCUGAACUCGAGAAGAUACCACCCGAAGAAAAGAAACCCGCCAACUUCGCGACCCUUCCUGCGGAAAUUCUUUCGAUCAUCUACACCCACCUCACCCACUCCACCGAUCAUGAGGAAUACGAAGACUAUAGAUCCUAUAUCUCAUCCGCACAAAUCACUCCUCGAAUCUACGAAAUAGCCCUGGACGCGUGGUUCACUAAUUUCGUCUUCGAAAUCGAUAUUCCAUCCCGCGGCAGCACCGUCAUUCCACCCACGUACGCGAGGAACCCCCUGUUCUAUUUUCGCAAACACACAUGGGAAUGUGACGGUGAUGAGUUCUGGAAUUCUACAUUUGUGAAGUACGUGAAGCACUUGCACCUGACCGUCGUGAUUGGGAGGGCAAGGGAGAAGAAGGUUGAAGUUUUGAUAUCUAAAAUCGGAGAGUUGGUGCAGGGAAUGGGGAACUUGAAAGAGGUGACUUUGAAAGAGAGAAAGGUUCCGAAGAAUCUUGUUGCGAAAUUGAGGGAAGGGGUUACACGGUUGGCGGAGGGAAAGCCGGGGCUUGUUGUUCAUGCUGGCGAGGAAGUGGAUGAACAGCAGAGGAGGGCAUUUCUGGCGCUAUUUCAACGUCAUGCACUCUAG
Molecule: messenger RNA, 627 nt
Organism: Lecanosticta acicola
Lineage: Eukaryota; Fungi; Ascomycota; Dothideomycetes; Mycosphaerellales; Mycosphaerellaceae
Source: the annotation of a GenBank genome assembly